UAUAUAAAAACUCUGCAGUGGCUGGAUCCCUCACAUGUCCUGAUCAACAUGAGCGGACAGCGUCUGGUUCGGCUGGCCUUCCUGGCAGCAGUGUGGGAGGUAGUGUGUGGUGGUGUCGUGGGUGGGGAGUGGCGGCAGGGGACAGGGCUGGCUUGUGAUGAAACUCUGAACCUUGACUUCUCUGGCCCCGAGCCACAAGUGGAAUGUUCUUCACCAUGUGAAGACAGUGUGAAGACAUGGUCAGCCGGACCGCUGUUCAGGCGGGAGGCUCGCCUGACUGAGCAGGGCUACAUGGUGAGGCAGGAAUACCGCCAGGACGGCACGAUCACCUGCUCCCUCGUCAGCGACGUGCCAGAAGUGCAAGACCUUCAAUCAGCCCUUCAAUCUGAGGCCUGUACCUCUGUCUCCGGAGGUCCUGAUGUGACCACUGUCCCCGGCAGCUCUGAGGUGUCCACUGUCUCCGGAGGUCCUGAUGUGACCACUGUCCCCGGCAGCUCUGAGGUGUCCACUGUCUCCGGAGGUCCUGAUGUGACCACUGUCCCCAGCAGCUCUGAGGUGUCCACUGUCUCCGGAGGUCCUGAUGUGACCACUGUCCCCGGCAGCUCUGAGGUGUCCACUGUCUCCGGAGGUCCUGAUGUGACCACUGUCCCCAGCAGCUCUGAGGUGUCCACUGUCUCCGGAGGUCCUGAUGUGACCACUGUCCCCAGCAGCUCUGAGGUGUCCACUGUCUCCGGAGGUCCUGAUGUGACCACUGUCCCCAGCAGCUCUGAGGUGUCCACUGUCUCCGGAGGUCCUGAUGUGACCACUGUCCCCGGCAGCUCUGAGGUGUCCACUGUCUCCGGAGGUCCUGAUGUGACCACUGUCCCCGGCAGCCCUGAGGUGUCCACUGUCUCCGGAGGUCCUGAUGUGACCACUGUCCCAGGCAGCUCUGAGGUGUCCACUGUCUCCGGAGGUCCUGAUGUGACCACUGUCCCAGGCAGCUCUGAGGUGUCCACUGUCUCCGGAGGUCCUGAUGUGACCACUGUCCCAGGCAGCUCUGAGGUGUCCACUGUCUCCGGAAGUCCUGAUGUGACCACUGUCCCCGGCAGCCCUGAGGUGUCCACUGUCUCCGGAGGUCCUGAUGUGACCACUGUCCCAGGCAGCUCUGAGGUGUCCACUGUCUCCGGAGGUCCUGAUGUGACCACUGUCCCAGGCAGCUCUGAGGUGUCCACUGUCUCCGGAGGUCCUGAUGUGACCACUGUCCCAGGCAGCUCUGAGGUGUCCACUGUCUCCGGAGGUCCUGAUGUGACCACUGUCCCCAGCAGCUCUGAGGUGACCACUGUCUCCGGAGGUCCUGAUGUAACCACUGUCCCCAGCAGCUCUGAGGUGUCCACUGUCUCCGGAGGUCCUGAUGUAACCACUGUCCCCAGCAGCUCUGAGGUGACCACUGUCUCCGGAGGUCCUGAUGUGACCACUGUCCCCAGCAGCUCUGAGGUGUCCACUGUCUCCGGAGGUCCUGAUGUGACCACUGUCCCCAGCAGCUCUGAGGUGUCCACUGUCUCCGGAGGUCCUGAUGUGACCACUGUCCCUGGCAGCUCUGAGGUGUCCACUGUCUCCGGAGGUCCUGAUGUGACCACUGUCCCCAGCAGCUCUGAGGUGUCCACUGUCUCCAGUGGUCCUGAUGUGACCACUGUCCCCAGCAGCUCUGAGGUGUCCACUGUCUCCGGAGGUCCUGAUGUGACCACUGUCCCCAGCAGCUCUGAGGUGUCCACUGUCUCCGGAGGUCCUGAUGUGACCACUGUCCCCAACAGCUCUGAGGUUACCACUGUCUCCGGAGGUCCUGAUGUGACCACUGUCCCCGGCAGCUCUGAGGUGACUACUGUCCACGGCAGUUCUCCUGGUAUGACUGAAAGUACCAUCACUUCUAAUCCACUGAGUACGAUUGUAGUGACUGGAUCCACUCAACCUAAUGGUGGCAAGGAAGAUACCUCUGAAACAGAAAGUUCCACAUUUGAGACAUCAACUAUUCAAGACUGUGCUGAGAACAAGGACACUACGGAAUCAUUGACCCAGUCUGAUAUCGAUAUUCUCAAAGCGUCCACCAUCGCUCCAACCACAAUACUGCCCACAACUCUGCCGCCUACAACACUACCACCCACAACACUACCACCCACAACACUACCACCUACAACUCUACCGCCUACAACACUACCACCCACAACACUACCACCCACAACACUACCACCCACAACACUGCCACCCACAACACUACCGCCUACAACACUACCACCCACAACACUGCCACCCACAACACUACCACCCACAACACUACCACCCACAACACUACGACCCACAACACUACCACCCACUACCACCACAACAACAACAACCACCACUCCUCGCCCCACCACUGUUUCGUACGGCUGUCCCAGCGGCUGGAAGCUGUUUGAUCAGUCGUGUUACUACGUGUCGACGAACACAGGUAGUUGGGAAGACGGAAGAAGUUUAUGUCGGUCUAAAGGCGGCAGUUACGUCAAAAUCACCGGAGUGGAUGAGUUCAACUUCGUAAAAAGUCUUGUAACUGUCAACACGUGGAUUGGUCUCAAUGACAGAGAUACGGAGGGACGCUAUAUCUGGGACUCCGACGGCAGUGCUGUCUCGUACAAAAAUUGGGGUAGCGGAGAACCAAACGACGACAGCCUCUUUAAUGUCGCCGUAGAAGACUGUGUCGAACUCCACGAAAACAAAGGAUUCCUUUGGAACGACGAAAGUUGUGGAUCAUCCAGAAGGUUUGCCUGUGAAAGAGCUGCAUACGUGUACACGGGUUAAGUCACGAAACCAGCCGCCAGCAGUCCCGGGGCGUGAAAAAUAUAUUCCUGCAGUUUAUGAUGAACAGGUAUUUGAACGACGAGACGGGACACUUCGAGAUAUAAAUAAUAAUUGUCUGAAGCAACUGAGGGGAAAGCAAAGGCCGGAUAGAGCCGCAGCACCAUCGCCGUGAUCAGCGAGAGUUUGAGAGGGUCGUCUACAGGCCGCGACCUUCCUCCGCAAGUACAACCACCACCGAUCUUCAUCAUCUUAAAAGAAAAAAAAAGUGUUAUAAGUAGAUUUUCCGCGUAUAUUUGUCACCAACAAUAUAAUAUAAUGUAAAGAUUUCCUUCUCGGGUAAAAUGUAUAUUUGCUUCACAUUAUUAUUCGAAGUGUUAGUUAGGGUUCAAUCCAUAUAUGAAUAAAAGGUAUUGAUUCGGGAGCAAA
Messenger RNA from Eriocheir sinensis (Chinese mitten crab), 3234 nucleotides. RefSeq names its product mucin-1-like. The record is from RefSeq and is a predicted model, not a curated record. The coding region runs from base 49 to 2808 and encodes 919 amino acids. NCBI's taxonomy places the organism in Eukaryota, Metazoa, Arthropoda, Malacostraca, Decapoda, Varunidae. The transcript is spliced from 8 exons.